UAUUUUUCCAGGAACUUAGUUGAGCUCGACAUUCAGGAAAAUGGAAUUGAUGACCGCAGUGGCUGUUGGUUGAGUUGCUUUCCUGAAAACUUUACUUCAUUGGAAAUUCUAAAUUUCUCCAAUCUUCAUUCAGAAAUCUGCUUUCCGUCCCUUGAGAGACUAAUAGCUAGGUGUAAAUCUUUAAAAGUCUUAAAGGUGAACCGAUAUGUGAACCUGGAGCAGCUAUUGAGGUUGCUUACUCAUGCUCCUCGGUUGACACAGCUAGGCACAGGUGCCUUCUCACAGGAGCUCCAGCCAGCUCAGUAUUCUAGUCUCGAGAGCGUGUUUAACAACUAUCACAGUCUUCAAACUAUCUCUGGUUUAUAUGAAGCUAAUCCACUCUAUCUGCCUAUUCUCUAUCCUGCUUGCUCAGGAGUAACAUUUUUGAAUUUGAGCGAUGUACCUUUACAAUGUGAUGAUCUUGCUCAGCUUCUUGGUAACUGUCCAAAUCUCCGACGGCUUUGGGUACUGGACACUGUUGGUGAUAAAGGUCUGGAAGCUGUUGGGUCCAGCUGCCCUUUGCUUGAGGAACUCAGGGUAUUCCCUGCAAACCCAUUUGAUGCUGACGUAGUCUACGGGGUAACAGAAUCUGGUUUUGUUGCAGUGUCUUAUGGAUGCCCUAAGCUCCACUACGUUCUCUACUUUUGUCGGCAGAUGACAAAUGCCGCUGUAGCAACGAUUGUGAAAAACUGCCCCGAUUUUACUCAUUUCCGCCUCUGUAUAAUGAAUCCAGGUGAACCCGACCACUUGACUGAUGAAUCUAUGGAUGAGGCUUUUGGUUCGGUGGUAAAAUCAUGUAAGAAGCUCAGAAGACUUGCACUGUCCGGUUUAUUGACUGAUUUAACAUUUGAAUAUAUUGGCAAAUAUGCCAAGAACUUGGAGACACUUUCUGUGGCUUUUGCUGGAAGUAGUGACUUGGCUAUGCAAUGUGUUCUAGCUGGUUGUCCUAAGCUGAGACGGCUUGAAAUAAGGGAUUGCCCCUUUGGUAAUAAUGCUCUUCUUUCAGGGUUGGAGAAGUAUGAAUCUAUGAGAUCUCUUUGGAUGUCGGCUUGCAAUGUCACAAUGAAUGCCUGUAGGCUGUUGGCAAAGGAAAUGCCUAGGUUGAAUGUUGAGGUCAUAAUGGAUGACGAAGUCAACAAUGACUUUCAAGCUAGUAAAGUUUAUGUUUAUCGUACUGUUGCAGGACCCAGAAAAGAUGCCCCUCCUUUUGUUCUCACUUUUUGAAUCGAUGCUUUGGGUGAAGUUUUAGAAUGGUGGCGGAGAGAAAGAUAGACAGCUAAAACAUGAUGACAGCUGCAACCUAUGUUGCUUCGCCUCGUGGACAAGGAUCACAGAUGGUCACAUCUAAGGGUUGGACCAGACAAUUAUGAAGGGUCUAAAUCUAUUUCUGGUCUGGUCUGAAGUAUUUAUCAAGUGCGGCAUGAGAUGUAAGUGUUCAUGUAGUCAUGUAGGUACCUGUAUUUGUAACAAAAAAAAACUCCCCCAGUAACAUCGGCUGUAAAUUGCUGGAAAUAAUUGGAAUAACUCUAGAAACACAUCUUUGUGAAGCGACAAAGCUUGUAUUUGAAAGCAACUCACUACAACCCUGUAAGAGAUAAAAGGAUGGUGUCAAUUCAUCAACACCAGGAAAACAGGAGAUUAUGAUGGAUUAUAUUCUGCAUAUGCUUGGUAUGAAUCUAAUCCUGUAGGUGUAGAGUGACUUCUACCUGUUUCAAUCAUUGUAUUCUGCUCGUGCAUGGCACGAUGUACAUUCAUAGCUUCUAAGAGCUUGCUAGCAACAGGAUCUGUCGGAUGUUGUAAUUGUUGUAUUCCUGUACUUGUAAUUUGGGAAAAAAAUUAUUCGCAUUGUCCCUGAGUUCACUUGAUUAACAUGCAGAAAUUUUAUUA
Messenger RNA from Chenopodium quinoa (quinoa), 1926 nucleotides. Its product is annotated as protein TRANSPORT INHIBITOR RESPONSE 1-like. The annotation marks the transcript as partial. The transcript is spliced from 3 exons. Gene Ontology annotation, cellular component: SCF ubiquitin ligase complex. Gene Ontology annotation, biological process: SCF-dependent proteasomal ubiquitin-dependent protein catabolic process. The record is from RefSeq and is a predicted model, not a curated record. NCBI's taxonomy places the organism in Eukaryota, Viridiplantae, Streptophyta, Magnoliopsida, Caryophyllales, Amaranthaceae.